UUUUUAGGUCUGCAAAUGGAAGCAACAACCAUUCCAGAGAUCAUAGUAGAAUGUGCAUUACCAGUUGACAACGUUGACCAGGCCACAGAGCAGUCUUUGAUAGAGGCGAAAGCUGAGGAGGAGGUAGAUUAUGAAGAUUCUGGGCAGGCACGUCCCUAUGUUCUCUACGUUGGCAACCUGAACCCCAAGUAUUCCCGCGAAGUUCUCUGCAGCAUGCUCAAGGACAUCUUGGGCAUGGCUAGCGUCAUCCUCCAGAGACACAACAUCGAAGUGGUAAAGAAACGCAGGCAAGCCUAUGCCUUUGUCCAGGUAGCCACAGACUCCAGCUUGGAGCAUGUCAUAAAGCAGCUGCUACUUGCCUCUGAGACAGAGUCGGAGCUUACCAAGGAGCUGGUGAAGAAAGGGAAGAAUCUCAUUGUGGGACAUGGCAAGACGUUUGCAUUUCAUGCCAAAGGUAACAGAGAGAGUGACUCUGUUGGCAGCAGCUCAGAAACUUUUCUGGAAGGGCAAGGGUAUGAGAGAAGCAGGAAGUUGAUUCUAAACGAACACCAUCUCAACCGCAUCAGAAAGUUUCCUCACUACUCCUGUAUGGCAGAACGGCCGGAGGCCUUUCUGAGCGGCACCCGCUCAGACAGUGCCAUUGUCCAGAGAGCGAUCGUAGGGAAAGAGUGCCUAUUCUAUGGAGCUUCCAUGGGCAGCGAAACCCGGAACGUGGAAUUCAAACGUGGAAGUGGGGAAUAUCUGGCAGGUACCCUAAAACAUCAUGUGCGGAAGUAUAUGUGUGCAUUUCUCAACAGUGAAGGUGGCAGCCUUUUUGUGGGGGUUGAGGAUAACGGCAUGGUACGUGGAGUCAGGUGUGACCACAAAGAUGAAGACAGGAUCCGGCUGCUCAUAGAUGCUCUUUUGAAAGGCUUCAAACCGCAGGUUUUCCCAUCGGACUACACACUGAGCUUCAUCCCAGUUAUCAAAGCCGAAGACACUGGCAUCUUCCUGAAAGUUAUUCGACUAAGUGUUCAUCCUCCAAAGCAGAACAUGCCUCUCCUUUAUGAAACAGACCAAGGGGAAGUAUACAUGCGACGAGAAGAAAUGGACAGAGGAGAUCAAGAAGUUGGAGGUGAAAGUAGAGAGCUUGCUGAAGGAGAAGGAAGCCUUCCAACAACAAAAUACCAGCAAUGCUACCUGCUGUUUUUUCAGGUGACAGCUAAACACCACCACAAGCCAACCAGUUACAAAACCUGCACACAAAGGAAAUGUAGCCCAAUAAAGAGCUUGCGUCUAACAGGUAUCUUGUAUUUGUAGGUGGUUUGCAGGAAGAAUUCUGGAGCCAUGACUGGGUCUUAUUCCUAAGUUGGGUACCUUCUUCAAGGCUACUGGAGAGCAUUAUUCUCCCUUGGCAUCAAGACAGCACAUUAACAUUUUAACUCUGAAUGGCACCACUGGAUUUUGCUUCCUAUGGAAAAAUGCCAUACAUGGUGGUAAAGCUAUGAAAAAGUGGGAGGGAAAAUUUGUGUAUUAGCAAUCUCUAUAGAUAAUUAGCCCUUGCUUUCCAAAACAGCAUUUUUCUUCAACUACUUAUCCAGGAAGUUGCUGACGUAACCCAUUAGCAGGAAGGAGAAUCAGGUAUGAAGCAGACACCAUCUUACAGCAAGAUGGUGAAGGGGGGCGAGUGUAAAACGAGUCAAGUUUGAUAGAUAACCAGAACAGACACACAGAUGGUGUUCCCCAAGUUUUAUUAAACUCAGAAGUGUUUAGA
This is a messenger RNA of Podarcis raffonei (Aeolian wall lizard), 1753 nucleotides long. It is a transcript of the gene SLFNL1, whose product is annotated as schlafen like 1. Bases 16 to 1299 code for a protein of 427 amino acids. Gene Ontology annotation, molecular function: RNA binding. NCBI's taxonomy places the organism in Eukaryota, Metazoa, Chordata, Lepidosauria, Squamata, Lacertidae. The record is from RefSeq and is a predicted model, not a curated record. The transcript has 3 exons.